Messenger RNA from Morchella importuna, 999 nucleotides. RefSeq lists its product as uncharacterized. Gene Ontology annotation, cellular component: cytosol. Gene Ontology annotation, biological process: heme biosynthetic process. The coding region runs from base 1 to 999 and encodes 332 amino acids. NCBI's taxonomy places the organism in Eukaryota, Fungi, Ascomycota, Pezizomycetes, Pezizales, Morchellaceae. Gene Ontology annotation, molecular function: zinc ion binding; porphobilinogen synthase activity. The record is from RefSeq and is a predicted model, not a curated record. The transcript is spliced from 4 exons.
AUGACAGACAUCUCAUCAAUCCUCCAGGGUGGCUACCACCACCCGCUCUCCCGCAAGUGGCAAGCUGAGCGUCAAUUGACAAAGUCCAUGCUCGUAUACCCCGUCUUCAUCACCGACAAUGACGACGAAGAAACCCUCGUUCCCUCCCUCCCAAACCAAUACCGCCGCGGCGUCAACAAACUAAUCCCCUUCCUCGCCCCCCUCGUCGCCAAAGGCCUCAGCUCCGUCAUCCUCUUCGGCGUCCCCCUCGCCCCCACCGCCAAAGACCCCACCGGCUCCAAAGCCUCCGACCCCGAUGGUCCCGUCGUGCGCUCCAUCAAAGCCAUCAAGAAGGCCUUCCCGCAGAUGUUCGUCAUGACCGACGUCUGCCUCUGCGAAUACACCUCGCACGGCCACUGCGGCAUCCUACACGAGGACGGAACCCUCAACCAGGUGGAGUCCGUGAAACGCAUUGCGCAGACCGCCGUCGACUAUGCGCUCGCGGGCGCGGACUGUGUGGCACCAAGCGACAUGAACGAUGGCCGCAUCAAGGCUAUCAAGCUGGGUCUUAUGGAGGCCAAUGUCGCGCAUAAGACUAUGGUGAUGAGCUACGCAGCAAAGUUCUCGGGCUGCCUCUAUGGCCCUUUCAGAGAUGCCGCCGGCUCCGCGCCCUCGUUCGGCGACCGCAAGUGCUACCAGCUCCCCGUCACCGGCCGCGGCCUCGCCCGCCGCGCGAUCCUCCGCGACCUCGCCGAGGGCGCCGACGCAAUCAUGGUGAAGCCUUCAUCGGCGUUCCUGGACAUCAUCUCUGACGCCGCAGACCUGGCAAAGAACGUGCCCAUCGCAACAUACCAGGUCAGUGGCGAGUUCGCCAUGAUCCAUGCCGCGGCCGAGAAGGGGGUUUUCGACCUCAAGGAGAUGGCGAUGCAGACUUUGGAUGGCAUCCUGAGGGCUGGGGCUACCAUUGUUUUGAGUUACUUUACGGAGCAGAUCCUGAAUGAGGGGUGGUUGGAUCAGUAG